GUAACGGAAGAGCCGCUCUAGGCCUAGAGCGAAAACGUUUCUUUGUGCCGCACCCUGAAGGGGCCGGAGCGGAAGUCGGACGCCGGGCAGCGGUAACUUGGUAACGUUGGACGAGGAGGUCUGCUGGUGGGACCUGUAUGGGAAAGCCGGUCUGCUGCUGGCCCUCGUCGUGCCCAUUGAGACUGGGGAGGAGGAAGGGGCGAGCUGGUAGGAGCCGGACCUCUGCGGCCUCCACCUGCCGGGCAUAAGGAGAGGACACCCCUGACUCGUCCCUCUUCCCCCUCCCCUGCCGCCCUCCGGCUCCAUAGGGUAAAGCGGAAAGGAAGGGAAACUGAUCUUUCUUCGAUCACCAGGCCUUGGUCCCGGCUUUGCUUGCCAGGGCUGGGGAGUUGAGAGAAAAAGAACUCAAAGGUUUAGAUAAAUGUUUGGACGCCUUCGCUGUGUGAAAAAUCUAAGCAGUGGUGGACUUCAGUUUCCAUUGUGCUUGCUUGUGGAACUCCCUGCUUUCCGGAAGUAAUUAUGAUCAGUACGGUAGUACUACUCACACCUAGUCCUAUGCAGGCUUACUCAGAGUUGAGCCCGAGACAGCACCCAUUCCAUAAGUGAUCUAAGAAUUCUGAGGAUGAUGGAUUCCUCUGGCAACUCGAUUGCGGGAGAUGAUACUUCCUGCCAAGAUUCUGGCACUUUGGAACCCAAGCUGAUGUCAUUUUAUGCAGAGAUAGCUCCUGGACUGGCAGGCGCAUUGCUUGUUUCCAGCAAUUCCAGCUCCAGGAAAAGAAAGAAUUCUCACUCUGGGAAUGGAAUACUUGCAGAGCAGGAUAAAAUUGCCAUGGCCAGCUGUACAAAAGGGCAACAUGGCCCAUCUCCCCGAAGAAAGGAAGAUGAGGAAAUGGCCUGCUGGCAGCCAGGGUCCACCACCCCCGUUGUUGCUCUUUCUCAGACAGUGUUAAGUCCUAAGAAACGAAAGCUGGUUCUGCAUAUUGACUUGAACAACACCAUCCUAGUGUCUGAUGCAACCACCAAUCAAGACCCCAAAGCUGCUUUAAACUAUUACUUGAGUACUGUGACAUGGGGGAAAAUCAGUCCUGCUGGUGAGUGGCAGUGGCUGAGCGACUCCCCCUCGUUGCUCCCGCCCUGCCAGGAUGCUGUGAAUUUUUACACCCAGUAUGGCCGCAACACCAAAUUCACCAGCACACCCCUGGGGCGGCGUUUCCGAGACCUUCAUGCACGCCACCUGAAGCUGCUGGAAUGGCAAGGCCAACCUCACCCAGUGCUCUCCAUCACAGGUGAGCAGGCCAAGCACUACCACUUAGUGCUGCCUUCCUUCUUCUACCUCCUGGAGAGCCUGCACCGGGAAGGGAGGCAGUUUGCUAUCAUCUUCCGCACCUUCGGGACAGACCUGCCUCGCGUCCUGCAGGCGGUGCAGUGCGCCCUGGAGGGGCAACACCCCCGUUUCCCUACUCUACAGGACAUCUCGCUGCCUGUAGACCUCAGCCCUGGAACAAUACGUUGCAGCCAGCGAAAAGUGGUGCUGAUGCAGGGAGCGGAGCAGCUGUCCACCAGGGAUGGCGCCAGGAAAAUGUACAUGUACUUCAGCUCCAGGGAAGGCCUUUGUGGCUUCCAGGACCACUUUGACUGGUGGGCAACAAAUCAGUUCUCUAGCAAAGGUGGAAAACCCCUUUGGAUCGACCCUCACGAUGCAACUACCCACCACAUCUGUAUCGAUGACAACAUUCGACUGAAUGAUUUUGAUACCAUUAUCCAUCCUCAGGUCUUCUCAGAGAAAAGAAGCAGCUGUCCCCGGACGACCCCCACCUCCGAGCUGUAUGAUAUUUGUCUGGUACAAACAGACCUCCUGGAGGCCAUUGCCGAUGAGAGCUAUUUCUGCCAUUGUAUAAGACGGUGUGAGGACAACUAUGAGCGCUACUUGGCCAGUGCUGGUUAUUGCACCUAGUGGAGUUGACUUAGGAGUCCCUUCAGAAGAGUCUCGGGGGCUCUUUGCAAUCCCCUUGUGUGGUGUGGUGCUCGCAAAAGGGGAAGAAAGUCGCAAUUUUCAGCUUUAUUUCCCAGCUGGGCUAUUUCUUGCAUGUACCCCAAAGGAGCUGGUGUCCUUGCUUUAACCCCUCCCACAUGGUGCUGUGUGCAGGAAAUUCCAAGAACCCCUCUGGAACUGUCAGCACUUUGAGAAAGCACAGCAUUCUCUGGUGCUCUGUAAUCGGAGUUUCUGAACAGAGGCUGUUUCCUCUUAUUUAAUAUUUGUUGACUGAGAACAAAGAUGGUGGUGAGGGGGGGAGCACACAGAACUUUCUUGCUACGUAGAUAGCUGAUCUUGGCCUCAAGGAGCUUGAGUCAAUCUGUGAAGCAUCCUGCAUUGCGCUUGGCCACGGUGUGGGGAAACUGGUGGUCUGUUGUGCAGCACAUCUUCCAGACAUUAAAAUCAGCUCCAGCUGCUCUUGUUUGUACACUGGCUGAUGCCUGCUAACCUCAGCACAUGGAGCAUGGUGCUAGGUGGGAGAAGCUUCAGGGAUAAAGGCCUAUUUCUGGGUUAGCCAAGGAAGUGGGGUUAGAUAAGGUUCAAAGACCCAUGACUUAUAGCGCAUUUUCCUUCUCUUCCUGUACAUAAGCACAGCCACUGCAAAGCCAUCUAGUUCCACUGGCUUCCAAAACUUUUGAUUGCACAAAAAUAAGAACUCUGAUAAAGUACAACUGUGCUUCUCAAUUCCUUUCUGCAUAGUGGUCUGCACACAUAAAGAGGCACUUCCCUAGCAAGAGGCACAGUGUCAUUACACUGGAAGGGCUCUGACUUCUAAACUUUUGCUUGCUAAUCAGCCUUCUUCCUUUUGCAUGGGAGAAGGUCUCCUUAAAUGCCCCAUCCACUCGGAGAAACUCUUCUUAAAGCCCUCCCUUGCAUCCCCCAGAGAGCAGAAUUAAGGCUGCUGUUGCUCUUUGUAGAGCAAUCUCUUUAUAGAGUUUUUGUUCACAGGGUUCCUCCCCACCCAGCUCUGCCUUUUGUUGCUAGUGUGAGCUGUUGUUUGUGAGAAUAGCUUUACCUAUUCAGCAGCAGGGAGGCUGAGCCUUGCUUCCUGGCCAGAGAUCAGCAGAAAGCAGACUGUGGAUCAGCAUCGGUGAGCCUUUAUCCCUAAUCAGUUCCUUGCCUUUUAAGGUUAUAUUUCCACUUUGGAGAGCAGCUGGACAAAUGUGAUAGAAAGUGGGAAGGAUUGUGUUGUAACAUUAAAAUCAGGAAUGCUGUGGCACAACACAGAGAACGCCUGUUAUCAGACCAGCAGAUUAUGUAAAUAUAUAUCAUGUCGCAUCCCUUUGGCUCAGGGCAGUUGUAGAAUGCUAGAAAGCUAAGAAUAUCUCCCUAUGCUAGAUAUGCAACUGCAGUAACCCCAUGGGCACUGGCUGUCUCACAUUGUCUCUGGAAGGCAAUCAUGACUUCAGAAGGAUUAAAACAAGUUCAUGGAAGAUCUCUUAGCCAUAAUAGUGAAACUGAGUCUCAGUGUUCAGAGAUAACAUAGCUCUGAAUACCAGAUGGUGGAAGUAUAUGGAGGAGGGCUGUUGGUUCAUGCCUUGUUUCUGUACUCACCAGAGGCAUCCAUCUUAUUAUUGUUGGAAACAGGAUGCUAGUCUAGAUGGAUCUGUGGUUGAACCAGCAGGGCUUGUAUUCUUUGGUGGCCCUCUGGAAGGAGAGGGUUCUGGAACCUGGAGGCCCUCUCUGUAUACUCUUCCCUUCAUACUUGAUGCCCAGGGAACACAGCUGAGGAAUUGUAAAUGCAGCACAGGGGAAGGGGUGGUCCCUGAAAUAUAGACCUAAGCAAUGUGCCCUAUGCCAAAGGUAUCCAUAGCCCAGGGGAAUGUGGAGAACACAUCAUUUGGAAAGCUUUCAACAAGUCAUGAGGACCAGCAUGGUCCUGAGGAGGAGGAUUUCAGUUUUAUCUCAGAUCUGGGCCUGUUCACACACCCAUGCUUGGGGUUGGCAUAUUGAAAAUGGGAGCUGGGUGGAUCUGUACAGAUCUGAUGCAUGUCAGAGCAGUUGUGGGGUUGCUUCACCACACUUCUGGCUCACAGUUUCACCCACUUACUUUAGUAGUAGUCUAGGUGUAUGGAAAUAGGCCAAAUUUGCCCAUAGGGCAAACCUGUCCAGAUUCACACAACUUUGGUCAUGUAAACUGGCCCUCUUUGAGCAGGCUUCAACUAUGGAUGGGAGGUUUAAUUGUCCAUCUCAUGAGGGUGUUGCAGGAAUGACCAAGACUGAUGCUUGGUGAUGUAGAGCAAUUUGCACAUUCAGAAAAUGUCAUGUAAAUGAUGCUUAAUGAUGGUUGGUUUGUUUAAACAUUUAUAUUUCACCA
Molecule: messenger RNA, 4352 nt
Organism: Hemicordylus capensis (graceful crag lizard)
Lineage: Eukaryota; Metazoa; Chordata; Lepidosauria; Squamata; Cordylidae
Exons: 7
Coding region: 623-1954 (443 amino acids)
Source: RefSeq, a predicted model, not a curated record